UACUCAUCACGGGUGAUGGAAAAUCCACCACCUACCCGGGUGAAACCUCCCCAGCUGGAUGACUUUUGCCGCAUUUGUAUGCUGCGAAAGCCUUCGCUCCGUCCGCUGGCGGUCCCGCUCUCCGGCGUAAUGGUUCCGGAGAUGUUGUACAAGGUAACCGGCACGAUGCUCAACUUGCAGGAACAGCUGCCGCGGGUCAUUUGCGAGCGGUGCCUCGUGAAGCUUGAGCUAGCGUUCAGCGUCGCCGAAGAGUUCCGCCGGCAGGAGGAGAAGCUACGACUGUUUUGGUUUAAGGGGGGUGUGCUAGUGGAUGAGUUGGUGGCGUACCAGCGGACGGAGGAGUCACGGGUGAAGGGGCACUCGGAGGAAGUUAUAGAGAGGUUGACGGUUGGCCGAUUGGAUCCGGUUGACAAUGAUACGAUUCUUAAGCAAGACCUGGAAGUAAAACAAGAAGCAUCGGAAUUUUGUAUUGAGAUCCUGUCGGAUGAUUCUGCGGACGAACAGCAGCAACCCGAUGUUGGCGACCCUCCGUCCCCAGCGGAAUCCGAACUGGAACAGGACGAUAAUGUCAACGAUUCGGAUUACGUACCUGAUGACAUGGUCCAGCUCGAUGAGGACGGUUACUCCGACUCUUCGCAUGCCGAUGUACCGAGACUUGGAAAAGAGGCAACGAAAUGUCCGGUGUGCAGUAAAGAGUUUAGUACGACGUUGUCUUUGAAGCGCCAUUACAGACGGCACGUUAUCCGAGCGAAAGAGAAAUUCAAAUGCACAAAGUGCGAUAAAGCAUUAGCAUCCCAACAAGAGCUGGAACUCCAUCAAUUGUCUCACUCAAACCCAUUCAAGUCCCAACCACGCCUGCGAGCGCAUCAGAAGAUUCACGAGCAGCGGAAGGUUCCGUUGCCGUCUCCAUCCUUUACCGGAAAGAAGAAAUUUUGGUCCUGGUGCAAGUUUUGUGGGAAGGGCUUUGGCCGGGAAGAUCGUUUAGAGCAGCACGAAGCAACGCACGAAAAAGGGCGGUCCGACGGAAACGCCCCGGUAAACGUUUAUCACAAGUUGGAGCAAAUACUUGCGAAGCAGAGACAAAAGCAGCAAAUGGAGUGCGAGUUUUGUCCAAGGACACUCCGGAACGAAACUGAACUGGCGCAACACUUGGAAAAGCGUCAUAACGACCAGUUGUACGAAAAGUCUGACAACGCUGACGGUCGCCUAAAAUGCUCCAGAUGUGGACGAACAUUCGAGAACGAUUAUAAAUUCGGGAUGCACAUGAAGAAGCACGCAAACGUUGACAGUGGUAAAUUCAAGUGCGUUAAUUGUGACCACGCAUUCGGAACCAAAUUCGAACUGCUGAGACACAUGCUCCGGUACGAAAAACAAUCGGAGUGGCAAAAGGCUUGUGAGAAGAUGACGCCCCCGCUCACGAUCGACACAGGCGGAAAACCCUUCUUCAAGUGCCCCGUCUGUGACAACGUGUUCGUCUCGCGAUCGAACUACUUCCAGCACGCGCAGACUCACACCGAGGGCUGGCCGAAAGCGCAAAGAAAGUCCAACUCGGUUGGGAAAGCAGAGUCAUCAGGCGCCACGACGGUUCUGUUUUCGUCGCAGGAGAGCUACGAAAUCCAUCUGCAGCAGGGACAUCGGGACGAAGGAGCACCUGGAGAGCCGGCCAACCAAGAAUCUGACCAUCCCUCCGAUCUACCCAUCAUUCGAGAAGUGGCGGGUUCUUACGUCAAGGAGGAAGUACCUAUCGAAGAAAGUCACACUGCUCACGAGAUCCUCCCAAUGGCUGAGUAUGAGCGGGAACCGCCGAAACCGGAGCAAAUCGUUAACAAAAUGGAAACCGAUCACGACGAGGUCGAUAACCUAGGUUCAGAAUAUGCGACCGAGUUUAGCAUCGAAAUGCUGUCGGAUGAUUCGGACGAUGAAGCGCUCGAACCGCCCACCAGUGGCGCCGAGUCCACGUCCAAAUCAUGGAAGUGCAACAUCUGUGGCAUUGUAAUCAACACGACAACGGACGCUUCCGUCACGAGGCACAUGCUGAUGCACGAAAACAUCCAGAAUGGGGCGUACGAGUGUGAAGUUUGUAACAAGCGAUAUGGUUUCAACCCGGGCCUUCAGCAGCAUAGACGAAUUGUUCACAAUUUGAAGCCACAAGCGUCGGAUGAUUCCUUUGAGUGUGAGCAGUGUAAGAAGUACAUCAAGAAGACUAAGUACACCUUUCAUCUCAGUUGUCAUAGAAAUAUUAAGUUGCGUACUAUCGUGUGCGAAAAGUGUGAUAAGGCGUUUGGCGCGAAGCAAUAUCUGCAGAGCCACAUGAUGACAAGAGCGUGCGAAAAAAUCAGCCGAAGUCAGAGCCGGAACACGCUGUAGAUGGUGCAUUGGAGGAGGGCUCUCACAGGGAGUUUAUUGCCGUGCAAUAAACUGCAUUACCAAGAAUUCCAUACAAGGUUAAUGCAAAGUUGAAUAUUCCCAAGCAAAAUUUACUUGAGGAUACCGUGGAGAUUUUCCCUUAACCUCUUAAAAAAGUGGUGCAUCAAUCAAUGCAAUUCUGAAACGAAAUUCAAUUGGCCUAACGACAUGCGACACCUACGUGGUGAUUAUUGCAUUCGAUUGUAAUUACGAUCGUUAUUU
This is a messenger RNA of Culex quinquefasciatus (southern house mosquito), 2628 nucleotides long. Its product is annotated as zinc finger protein 184. Gene Ontology annotation, biological process: regulation of DNA-templated transcription. The record is from RefSeq and is a predicted model, not a curated record. Gene Ontology annotation, molecular function: RNA polymerase II cis-regulatory region sequence-specific DNA binding; zinc ion binding; DNA-binding transcription factor activity, RNA polymerase II-specific. NCBI's taxonomy places the organism in Eukaryota, Metazoa, Arthropoda, Insecta, Diptera, Culicidae. Bases 16 to 2367 code for a protein of 783 amino acids. Gene Ontology annotation, cellular component: nucleus. The transcript has 8 exons.